Messenger RNA from Eupeodes corollae, 1428 nucleotides. RefSeq names its product glycine-rich protein. Lineage: Eukaryota; Metazoa; Arthropoda; Insecta; Diptera; Syrphidae. The record is from RefSeq and is a predicted model, not a curated record. The transcript is spliced from 2 exons. Bases 767 to 1198 code for a protein of 143 amino acids.
CCUGAUGCUGUAACAAAUCAAACACGAAAAGCCUAUAUAAUUCUUCGUCUCCCACCCAGCAUCCCUCUACCGCACCCAACUUCAAGCUUUAACUAGACAUAUUACGUCUGCUAUGCAAGUAUGAAAUGAAAUGAAGCCAAACUUAUAUUUGAAAAACACCAAAAUGCCCACAAAUUUACCACUAAGCGGUCCCAGACAUAAAUCAAGGAGCAAGAAAUCGGGUGCACACCUCAAAAUGGGAACGCGUGGAAAACUGCAUUUGUCAGUGCUAUGGCUUCGACUGUCGCUGUGGAUGUGGCUAUGUCUGUGGCUGUAGCUUUAGCUGGACAGGUGGCAUUCGGUUAAGUAAUUGGAUUAAUGUGGCAGUAGCAAGUUGGUAGGCAUCAGUUAUAUAGAAAAAAAGUGCUCCAAAUGCGAAGGAAGAAAAAAACUUACAUCUCUACUGAUUAGCCAGACCAAUCUGGUUGCGUUGUUUUGUCGUCGUGCAACCAACGUGUUUUUUGGUCAUCUCUCUUGUAUAGGACAAGAUGGGAUAUUUGAAACGGUCUGAUCGGUCGAUCCGUCGGUGCAGUGAUUUACGCAGCAAAUAAGCGCACGCAGUUUUUGGAAAUCAAAAGCGAUUCCUAGUUCACGCGCUCCUUAUUAUGAAAGGCGGUAUGAUUUAGUUUUUAGUAUAAAAUGCCUGAGGUGUUCCUUCAACGAUAUCAUUCAACCAACAGUUGUCUAUCAUUCGACAAGCUCCAUCAACCACAUUAAAUCUAGCAAGAUGUUCAGAUAUGUUGCCGUUGCCUUCACUUUGCUGGUCUGCGUGCAGUCCAGUCUGGGAGGAUUCUUGGGUGGUUAUGGAGGAUAUGGGGGAUAUGGUGGAUACGGAGGUCACGGAUACGGUGGAUAUGGCUUGGGUCAUGGAUAUGGCAUUGCAGCUAGCUAUGUUGCACCAUCUGUCACGAAAAUUGUGGCUCCUAUCAGCCAUGGAUACGGAUAUGGCGGCUACGGAGGAUACGGCUAUGGCCAUGGCUAUGGCGGACACGGCUAUGGUGGACACGGCAUUGGAUAUGCUGUUGCAGCACCAGUUGCAGUUGCUGCACCUGUAAUUAAGGUAGCAGCUAGCUACGGCCAUGGCUAUGGAGGAUACGGCCAUGGUUAUGGAUACGGUGGUGGCUACGGACAUGGCUACGGUUAUGGUCAUGGUUGGUAAGAAGUUUCUCUAAAUUCUUAUGAAGAAAUAUUUUAGUAGAUAGUUCGAGGAGCGCCAUCAGUUAGAAAGAAUGUAUCCAAAUAUAUAAAUAUACAUAUGUAAAUUCUUUCAUUAUAUUUUUUUUUCUCUCUCUUAGACUUGAUAAUUAUAUAGUCAACAUAAUAUAAUUUUAUGUGCAUUUAUUUUUAUAGUCUUAAGUUUUUAAAUGUUUUUUUUUAUACCAAAAAAUA